AUGUCCGGAGGGUUAUCGUUUGAGAAUUAUCAGAGAAAUGUGCAUCUAGCGGAAAAGUCGCACAAGCAGCCCAAUGCUACGUCUACUGGUACUACAAUUGUUGGUGUGAAGUUCAACGGAGGCGUUAUAAUUGCUGCAGACACAAGAUCUACACAGGGUCCAAUCGUUGCAGAUAAGAACUGUGAGAAGUUACAUCGUAUUGCUCCUAGAAUUUGGUGUGCUGGUGCUGGUACUGCCGCUGAUACCGAGGCUGUGACGCAAUUAAUCUCGUCGAAUAUUGAAUUACAUUCAUUAUACACUGGAAGGGAGCCUAGAGUGGUAUCGUCGCUACAGAUGCUAAAACAACAUUUGUUCAAGUACCAGGGUCACAUCGGUGCAUAUCUAAUUGUUGCUGGUGUGGAUCCUACUGGUGCGCAUCUAUUUUCGAUCCAUGCUCACGGUUCAACAGAUGUGGGUUAUUACCAAUCUCUUGGUUCAGGUUCCCUUGCAGCAAUGGCUGUGCUAGAAGCCAAUUGGAACCAAGACUUGUCAAAGGAAGAAGCUAUUAAGUUAGCAUCCGAUGCCAUUGAGGCAGGUAUCUGGAACGAUUUGGGUUCAGGUUCUAACGUCGAUGUGUGCGUUAUGGAAGUUGGGAAGGACGCUCAAUUAUUGAGAAACUACUUGUGUCCAAACGUCAGAGAACCAAAACAACAAUCAUACAAGUUUGCCCGUGGUACUACAGGUGUGCUUAAGGAAUCUAUACUAAAAGUAUGUGAUAUCGAUGAGGAAACCGUAAACAUUACGGCUUGA
Kluyveromyces lactis is the source of this 789-nucleotide messenger RNA. RefSeq names its product proteasome core particle subunit beta 2 (gene PUP1). Lineage: Eukaryota; Fungi; Ascomycota; Saccharomycetes; Saccharomycetales; Saccharomycetaceae. Gene Ontology annotation, cellular component: proteasome core complex. The record is from RefSeq and is a predicted model, not a curated record. Bases 1 to 789 code for a protein of 262 amino acids. The transcript has a single exon. Gene Ontology annotation, molecular function: threonine-type endopeptidase activity.